GAUUAUGGGAUUUGCAUACUUAAGUCGGUCUAUUCCCUCUCAGAUAUACAUUCUUACCAACCAGUGAACCUUCUCGCCUCUGUGCUGGUUUUCUUCGAUACUUCCCAUCAUUUUCAAUCAUUGAUUUCCUGCCACCUAGCUUAGGAAUUGCAACAACUUUGCCCAUCAUGCAUGUGUCAGAGCUGCUCCUUUUCAUGUUGGCUCUCUCUGGCCCUGCUUCCUGUGCCACCAGUGGUAGACCGGACGGGCCAUUCCAGCUCUACGCAUACGGAGAAAACGUUGGAGGCCUCGUCUUGUUCUCAGACGGAGAACACGUGUACGCAGGCGACCACAGCCUGCUCCGUGAUGCCGAGACAGCCCCAGUCAUCUUCACGGACAACGAGGGGGCGUGGACCUGUUCUCCCAACAUCACCGGGCUGGCCGACAAUGCCCAGCCGACGUGGGACAACCUCACUUUUGCCAUCCCCAGCUUUGCUUCAUCCCAGCACAAUGUUUCCCUCGUCGAUGCUACGGGUAACGAUACUUCUCACCUGGUCGUUGACGGAUUUGCUUUCUAUGGGGCUGUCGCCUUUGCCACCGACAAUGGGGGGCUGGUUUCGCGUUGGCAGGGCAUCCCCUCGGGUGUCGAAGGAGUGUAUAAUCUGAAAUGGAAUGAGACGGAGGAUGUGGAGGGCGAGGUACUCUUCACGCUGACGGUUACCGUCCCAGCCACCGCUUAAAUUUUGUGCAUGGCCUCCAAUGAAGCGUCGUCUUUAGGCUCUUAAAAAUCUAUGUGAGCACAGUCGCUCAUUCAUAGAUCAAGUGACGUUGCUUUGGGGGCUUUAUAAAUCUUCUGCACAGUAUCUCCCGGCGAUGGAGUAGAGAUGGCGACGGCAUGUUGUAGGUGCGUGCGCACCCGUAGGCAAUUCUACAGACAAGAAUCUCCCUUCCGCUAUAUUAAUGGUGAUUCAAUUAUAGUUUGUCUCUCCGUAAAGAGAAAGAGAAAUACGAAGACGACACUAAGGAAGAUAUCGGGCCUGG
This is a messenger RNA of Ilyonectria robusta, 1020 nucleotides long. RefSeq lists its product as uncharacterized. The record is from RefSeq and is a predicted model, not a curated record. The coding region runs from base 168 to 719 and encodes 183 amino acids. The transcript is spliced from 3 exons. NCBI's taxonomy places the organism in Eukaryota, Fungi, Ascomycota, Sordariomycetes, Hypocreales, Nectriaceae.